AUGUUGUUUGUUAUUAACAUAUUGGUGUGCGUCACGACUAUGGUAACUGCAAAUCCUAUAGAAAGCUUUACUCCACUUCCGGGAAUCAAUGACACAAGACUGCCAACUAGGAGGAUAUUACGAGGACGACCCGUUGGAGACACCAGGCCAUAUAUGGUUUACUUAAGACCAGCAGCGGCUGCGGAUCCAAAAAUCUUGGAGACAAACUGGCUCUGUGGUGGAGUGAUCAUCCACGAGAGAUACAUUCUCACAUCAGCUGCAUGUAUUGAGGACGCUAAGCAUUUCUACGUCGUGGCUGGAUUAUACAGUUGGUAUCCAUUUCAAGAGAAAAACAACGAAUGCAUUAUGAACGGUGCAAAGAAAGCUAUUUGGAAGUGUGUUCCGAAAUCUUACUACUUCGAUGGCAAUGAUUACGACAACAUUCGCUGGAUGGUCGGCGACAUUGCUGUCGUGAAGGUUGAAGAUAAUUUCAACUUUGAGAGAAGAAUCCGUGGCUGCGACUUUAUACCAAAGAAAGUGGACUUUAACAAUCGAUCAGCUGAAUACGAGAAAGCACAUCAAGUCGGUACAAUCGCUGGAUGGGGUACCACUGAGCGGUUUGGAGAUGAAGAUUUUCAACAGUCUGUUCGACACACAAUAAAUUCUCCAGAGUUGUUGGAGACAGACGUACAGUUGGUCUCCAAGAAGAACUGCAAGCGGCGCUGGGAACGUCGGUACCACUUCAUCAUAGACGAGCAUAUGAUCUGUACGAGGGACAGCACUGAUGAUGAUAACAUGGGCAAUGUGUGCUCGGAACGCGAAGUCAAUUGCAAAGAAUUGGUUUACAGUGACGAUGAGACUAAAGAUUAUGAUGAAGAACCAUCCAAAGCCAGGAGACGUAUGAUGAUAGAGCCGAGUCAACUAGAGAUUCACACAGGACGACAUUUUCUUGAUACUAGAAGAUCCCAUAAAAUUAUAACUGGAGGAUUUUGUGAGAAUGAUCACGGAGGACCCCUGAUCAUCGGGCAGGGAAAGAGUUCCGUGGUAAUCGGAGUCAUGUCUGCUUGCCUCACAAAGGACAUUACCAGAAAAUGCUACGGACCUUUCCUCUUCACCAGCGUGUACCGCUAUAGGAAUCUCAUCACUUGCGCUAUUGACAAGGAUCUUGGACCUACAUGCAAAAGAUUGCUACGGUCUUCGAAAACUCCUAUGAUUGAAACCAAUUUUGAUUGGAGCAACCACGUAGAUGGCCCAGCCAAAGACGAUGACUCAACGCACAAAAUUCGUACUGAUGAUACAGAUCCCGAAUACCGAAAGCAAGUAACAAGAUCAGCCGCAAGAGCAAAAGCCGCAAAAAAAACUAAUACAACUGAUUCUGUCGCCACUUAG
This is a messenger RNA of Spodoptera littoralis (African cotton leafworm), 1368 nucleotides long. The record is from the annotation of a GenBank genome assembly. Lineage: Eukaryota; Metazoa; Arthropoda; Insecta; Lepidoptera; Noctuidae.